AUGGUCACACAUACAGCUUCCCCCAGUCAAGUCCUUCGUUCAGACAAUGAUCCUCCAGGCCCUCGAUCGGGGUUGACAAGUGAACUGGAGAAGAUAUCAGAACAGGAGCGGCCCACAACCUCGUAUUUCUCUCUGCCUCAAAAACAGUCUACCAAUGAGUCGGCCGCUUCAGAAUCACCCGCAGAGGUUGCAAGGGGGGCACGGUCCGGAAAGGAGUUACUACGUCGGCUCAGUCUUGUUGACUCUAGAGGUGCUGAGGCUUUGGAGGUCGACCCGCGAACAGCGUAUCCUGGUUUGCGACUGAGUGGCAAUGUCAUCAGUGCUACUUUUUGUAUCCCAUAUCAACUUACGCACAAAGGAAAUGGUGAAUGGGCGCUUUCCAACAGACGCGGCACCUCUGCACUGUUUGAUUCAUUCGCGCAUCUCUCGUCGGAUAAGACGCCUUGGAAUCACACCUUGGUGGGCUGGACGGGCGAGAUCCGUACGCAGCAACAGGCGAGGGCAAUCAGCAUCUUACAGUCUGAUGCGGCGGCGGCAAUUGCGACGGCACAAGCUCCCCAUCCCAUUAACAAAUCUGCUGCACCCUACCCCGUGAACGGCACUACCUCGAAUACUCAUGUGCCUCAUCCUGACCAUUUGAGAUUGCCUCGUUCAGACCGGAACCGUCUAGAGAAAAUCCUGGCGCAGCAUCCCAACGGCAAGGUUCUCCCUGUGUGGCUACCAGAGGGACAGGGAGACGAGGACGGCGACUACAUUUUCAAAGACCAAAGCCGGUGGCGCAAAUACGCAGAGCACGAACUAUACACCCUUUUUCACUAUCGACACCACGGUCCCGACGAUGGCCGAGCUGAGAAGACUUCGUGGGCAGAUUACGUGCAGAUGAACCAGUGCUUCGCCGAUCGAAUCCUACACAUCUAUCAACCGGGCGAUAUUGUCUGGAUUCAUGACUACCACUUGAUGCUACUACCAAGCAUGCUGCGUCAACGCAUCCCCAACAUCUACAUCGGUUUUUUCCUUCACAUCCCAUUCCCUAGUAGCGAAUACAUGCGAUGUCUACCCCGAAGAAAAGAUAUCCUGACUGGAGCGUUAGGUGCGACAAUGAUUGGCUUUCAAUCAUACAGCUUCUCCCGACAUUUCAACUCCUGCUGCAAACGCAUCCUAGGUUUCGAAUCGAGCUCGGCAGGUGUGGACGCAUACGGAGCUCACGUCGCUGUGGACGUGUUCCCCAUCGGCAUCGAUGUGGCAGCGGUACAGAAGACAGCUUUCGGCGACCCUGUAAUAGAACAAAACAUGAAAGCCUUGAAGAAAAUGUACGCCGGCAAGAAGAUUGUUGUUGGUCGUGAUAGACUUGAUACCGUCCGUGGGGUAUCGCAAAAAUUGAUGGCAUUUGAGAUCUUCUUGGAACGAUACCCAGAGUGGCGUGACAAGGUGGUUCUUAUUCAGGUGACCAGUCCCACGAGCGUGAUGGAAGAAAAGGUGGACGGGGCUCACAAGAUCGAACACAAGAUCUCAAAUCUGGUCUCCAGGAUCAAUGGCCAGUACGGGUCGUUGAGCCAUUCUCCAGUGCAGCACUAUCCACAAUAUCUCUCGUCACAGGAAUAUUUUGCUCUUCUCCGCAUCGCAGAUGUGGGACUUAUCACGAGUGUCAGAGACGGUAUGAACACGACCAGUCUGGAAUACGUCAUUUGCCAGAAGAACAAUCACGGUCCAUUGAUUCUGUCAGAAUUUUCCGGAACUGCGGCCAGCUUGAGCAAUGCCAUCCACAUCAAUCCGUGGGAUUUGGGUGGCGUUGCAGACGCACUGAAGCAGGCACUGGAGAUGCCGGAAGCCCUAAAGAAGAGCAACCAUGAGAAACUCUACAACUACGUGACAACUCACAAUGUGGCGACCUGGUCAAACAGCUUUCUCAAACGGUUGCUCACCAACCUUACCUCAUUCACACAGAGCGAUCUGACGCCGGCACUGGAUCGCAAUCGAAUGAUCCAACAAUACCAUGCAGCAAAGAAACGGCUCUUCAUGUUCGACUAUGAUGGCACACUCACACCGAUUGUGAAGGACCCCAAUGCGGCAAUUCCAUCUGACCGAGUCAUCCGUACCCUCAAGGCCCUCGCCGCCGACCCACGCAAUAAUGUCUGGAUCAUCAGUGGCCGUGAUGCCUCCUUUCUCGAAGAAUGGAUGGGUCAUAUUACUGAACUGGGCUUGAGCGCUGAGCAUGGCUGUUUCCUACGACGGCCCGGGUCGGAAACAUGGGAAAACCUUGCUGCAGCCAUGGACAUGGGGUGGCAGAAAGAAGUGAUGGAGGUAUUUUCUUAUUAUACAGAACGCACUCAAGGAUCGUGGAUUGAGAAGAAACGAGUUGCACUCACGUGGCACUAUCGGCAGGCUGACCCUGAUUUUGGCGCGUUCCAGGCAAGGGAGUGUCGCAAGGCCCUAGAGGAGAAUGUCAUGAAAAACUGGGAUGUUGAGGUAAUGAGCGGGAAGGCCAACUUGGAGGUGAGGCCGCAGUUUGUGAACAAGGGCUUCAUCGCAACAAGGUUGAUUAACGAGUACGGAUACGCGAGGGGGGAACCACCAGAGUUUGUGUUGUGUCUAGGAGAUGACCAGACGGAUGAAGACAUGUUCCGCGCCUUGCUCAAGACAGACCUUCCCAAGGAACACGUCUUUGCGUGUACAGUGGGCGCCAGCAGCAAACGCACCCUGGCGACAUGGCACUUGCUUGAGCCAAGCGAUGUCAUCGCGACCAUCGCGGCAUUGAACAAGGCCGAAAACCUCUAG
Fonsecaea monophora is the source of this 2775-nucleotide messenger RNA. RefSeq lists its product as hypothetical. Gene Ontology annotation, cellular component: alpha,alpha-trehalose-phosphate synthase complex (UDP-forming); cytosol. The record is from RefSeq and is a predicted model, not a curated record. Gene Ontology annotation, biological process: trehalose biosynthetic process; fungal-type cell wall organization; cellular response to heat. Gene Ontology annotation, molecular function: catalytic activity. Bases 1 to 2775 code for a protein of 924 amino acids. NCBI's taxonomy places the organism in Eukaryota, Fungi, Ascomycota, Eurotiomycetes, Chaetothyriales, Herpotrichiellaceae. The transcript is spliced from 2 exons.